Messenger RNA from Lates calcarifer (barramundi perch), 2708 nucleotides. RefSeq names its product LUC7 domain-containing protein. Gene Ontology annotation, molecular function: mRNA binding. Gene Ontology annotation, biological process: mRNA splice site recognition. Gene Ontology annotation, cellular component: U2-type prespliceosome; U1 snRNP. NCBI's taxonomy places the organism in Eukaryota, Metazoa, Chordata, Actinopteri, Centropomidae. Bases 546 to 1826 code for a protein of 426 amino acids. The record is from RefSeq and is a predicted model, not a curated record. The transcript has 10 exons.
UUCCUCGAGGCGGAGAAACUGGUGCACGUUCCGCGGGGCCGCGCACGGAGGGGAAGUGAAGAGACGGAAGAAAGGACGUUGAAUAAACUUGGCAACUUCUAGCUGACUGGCUAGAAAUACAGUCAGAGACUAUGUUACAGCAGAAUUGGUGACUUAUUUCGAUAUAAAUUUAGCCAGCUAACCAAACGCCCCGUGUUCAUUCAGUCACCGCUGUCUCUACUCGACCAGUGGACUCCGGCAGUUUUCAAACAGACUUGCUCAACCGACCCGGAGCCGUCAACCGUUACAAAGUCACAUUUAGCCGCUGAUAAAGUGGUGUAAUAACCAGUAAAUUGUACUGACGAGACACACAUCCAGCUCACUGGCUCAGCGAGAGCGGGCUUUUUCUCUCCUUGUGGGAAAAGUUGUCCGCGGUAGUGGUGGUGGUGGUGGUGGUAGAGGAACCGCGGACGAGGCCUGCAGUUGAGGAGGCUACAUGUGUGAAGACCGCAGCUGGCGAGGAGUGACUCACACACGGCGUUAGUUAGCUAAACACCCAGACAAACAUGUCGGCCCAGGCGCAGAUGCGAGCGAUGCUGGACCAGCUCAUGGGGACGGGGAGAGACGGAGACACCAUGCGGCAGAGAAUCAAAUUCACAGAUGAGCGCGUUUGCAAAAGUCACCUUUUGGAUUCCUGUCCUCAUGACAUUCUGUCAGGCACCAGAAUGGACCUGGGAGAGUGCAUCAAAGUCCAUGACCUGGCCCUGAGAGCAGACUAUGAGAUUGCCUCCAAGGAGCAGGAGUACUUUUUUGAACUUGAUGCUGCUGAGCACCUUCAGUCUUUUAUUGCAGACUGUGACCGCAGGACUGAGCUGGCCAAGAAAAGACUUGCUGAGACGCAGGAUGAGAUCAGCGCUGAAGUCGCUGCAAAGGCUGAGCGUGUCCAUGAGCUGAAUGAAGAGAUCGGGAAGCUGCUGGCCCGGGCAGAGCAGCUCGGGGGUGAGGGGAACGUAGAUGAAGCCCAGCAGCUGCUGGAAAAGGUGGAGAAGACCCGGGCCUUAAAGAAAGAAGCAGAGGAUGUGUACAGAAACUCGAUGCCAGCGUCCAGCUUUCAACAACAAAAACUACGGGUGUGCGAGGUGUGCUCGGCCUACUUGGGUCUCCACGACAAUGAUCGUCGUCUGGCCGACCACUUUGGCGGCAAGUUGCACCUCGGCUUUAUUCAAAUCCGCGAGAAGCUUGAAAAGCUAAGGAAAGCAGUUAUAGAGAAACAAGAGAGAAUGCGGAUGAGAAGACGAGAGGAACGCGAAAGAGAGGAUGAAAGAGAACGACAGUGGGAGAUGGAUCGGGAACGGGAACGAGAGCGGGAACGUGAGCGAGAAAGAGAGCGAGAAUGGGAGAGAGAACGGGAGAGGGAGCGCAGGAGGUCAAGAUCCAGAAGUGGAGACCGUUACAGGGAUGGAGGCAGUUCGUCUUCCCAUCGUUCAAGACGCCACCGCUCCUCUCGUUCCAGAGAAGAGGGCGGAGAUCGGGAUCGAGAGAGAGAGAGGAAACAUCGACACAAGGACAGACAUCGCUCCCGCUCCCACUCGCACAGGCACAAAAGGAAGAGAUCCUCCAGAGACAGAUCAUCUCACACCCGUGACAGAGAGUGCUCACUGUCCCAGGAGAGAUGGAAAGAAGGCGCAGAAGGAUGGCGUGAAGACAAGGUGGAGUGCGCAGACUUGGUGGAGAGGGAGAGGUCUGCCUCCCCGGACAUGGCCAGGGGCAGGGAACGAGAAAGAUCCCUGUCAUACGAGCGGGACCGACGCUCCAGCUCAGAGGAGCGAGAGUCUGGGGAGAUAUGAAACAGGAGGGGACGCCUCCAAUAUCUUUGAUUUGGAUAUAUUGUUUAGUAAAAGGUGCAUGGGGAGAUGAAAGCGUGUUGGUGCGGGUGUGUUUGGGUGCGUGUGGGUCAGCUGGCUUUGUAUGUGUGUUCAUGUUAAAAGUGGGACAUGUACAUUAGAGCAGGGGUGAAUGAAAUUUAACAACGGGAUGUGGGAACAGCUUCGGUGGUGGUGGUAAAGGAAACACGCAAACAAACUUUUAUAAAUCUCUGAAUUGUGAGGUUAGAGUGACCUGGAAGCAGUAUGGUCAUAUUUUUAUGCCAUCUUAUUGAUCUUAUGUACAGUUGCCAGUGAUGACUGUGUGAAGAGACAGGUGCCCUACUUAAAGUCUGUUUUUAUUUUGCUCACAUGAAGUGCUGUUAUUUUUUUAUCAUUAGUUGGACUUUUCAUGUUAUUACUGUUUUUCCACUAGAAAUCUAUCAGUUUCAGUAGCAUGGGUUGGACUCAUUAAUGUGGCAUAACCCCCGCAGUGAUGUUUGAAAUGAGCUGUGAAUGACUGAAGGCAAUUCUGAUGUUUGUGUUUUAUUUGCUGCCUUCAAGCCAUAACAAUCUCAUUUGUGAAAUCCGAUACACAUCCCAGGGCUUGACUUCAAUUCAAGAUAAAGUGAUGAACUUAUACUUUGCAAAUAAAUUCACUUGUUCCCCUGAAAGAAGUCCUCCAAAUAUUUCCACUCAGUUCCUGACACGUGAAGGCAUUUCUAGAUGAUGUGCAUAUUUACAUACUGACAUUUAAAGGCCCAGGGACUCAUGUCCUGCUUGCUGUGAUACUACUUGGAUGUACAGGGAGGGAUUUACUUUGCUGUGCCACCAUAGAAUGAAUAAAAUUUUCUGCUUCCAUUCAAA